AUGUCUUCCGCCAUUUGCAGAAAAAGCAUCGACAGCACCAUGUCAUACUUCGCCGUCAGUAUGGGCAGGGCGUCCGUCCAGAACAACGUCUCCCUCUGGACGACCCUGUCCCAGUGCUACGGCGAGGUCGCCAAGACCUUCAACCUCCAAGACCCUGAGGGCAUCCUUUCGACGCCAGACAGCAUCUCCAAGGUCGUCCAUGCGACCUUUGACCAUGACGAGCACGGCCUGAUCGAGCGGGAAUCCUCCUCCAUGGCCAACCACCUCGACGAUGCCACCAAAGCGCACAUGCUCGCCCAGGCCGUUGCCGGCACCGUAGCCUUCUUCCGCGAGCUCGCCUCGCAUCACCAGCACGGCCCCGUCACGCAGGCCGGCUUCGACCGCGAGGUCCACCGCUUCGCCGGGUGCGAGCUGCGCUCGGCCAUGGUCCGCACCAUUGCCGAGAGCCGCCUGUUCGGCCGCUGCUACACCAAGAGCCAGAUCGCGGACCUCAUCGCAGCCGCCGUCGAGGGGAAAGUCAACGGCGCCGAGUUCGCGUCCGAGGACGAGUACCAGAACGCCAUUGGCUGGGCGACAGAGCUGCCCGCGCGGAACAUGGGCCUGCCCUGGGGUUUCUCCAUCAUGGCUCUCAACUAA
Molecule: messenger RNA, 636 nt
Organism: Colletotrichum higginsianum IMI 349063
Lineage: Eukaryota; Fungi; Ascomycota; Sordariomycetes; Glomerellales; Glomerellaceae
Exons: 2
Coding region: 1-636 (211 amino acids)
Source: RefSeq, a predicted model, not a curated record